AAGGAAAUACACCAUAUUAGCAUAUAUCGAAGAGAGAAAAAUAAAAUCAAUUUUUAUAUUAUGUCUUUACCGGUAAAACAAACCGCAGCUACUCUCUACUAUGAAGAGGGUUGUGUUGUGUUGCAGCCACUAAUUUGUCUUGUUGUCUAUAAAUGAAUAGAGAGAGAGAGAGAGAGAGAGAUUUUCUGGUCUCUUUUAAACACAGAGCUGAGACUCAGUGAAAGUGUGUGUCAGUGUGUGUGUGUAUUCACUUGUUUAGUAGGGUUUAUCUCUCUCUACAUUAUAGAUAGCUCUGUUUUUUUUUUUUUUUUUUUUUUUUUUUUUCCACUUCAAAGUUCAAACUCAUUUUCAGAGCUUGCUUUCAGAGCUCUAGAGAGAGAAAGAUAAACUCUAGAGAGAGAAAGAAAUAAAAACCGUUAAUGGAUGCUUACGCCUUGCACCUGGCCAUGGCGGCACUCGUCGGAGCUUCCGCAGUUGCCAUCUCCGCCUACUACAUGCACCGCAAGACACUCUCCCAGCUCCUCGAGUUCGCCCGCGCCGUCGAUCGUGACGGCGGCGGCGACGACGAGGAGGACAUCGUCUUCUCCGGCGCUGCCGAUUCGCCGAACCAUUUCAAGAAGCGUUUUGGCCGACGAGCUAGGGGGAAGGGGAGAAGAUAUUACCGGCGAGGAUCCGCGUCGCUGCCGGAUGUCUCGGCGAUCGCCGGCGGUAUGGACGGUGAUGAGAAGCUGAACGGUCCGGUCCCCGUCGAAGGGAUUCCGGCCGGGUUGCCGCGGCUCCAUGAUGCAAAAUCUGUGCAUUCUGGUACCCCAAAGAGAAAUAUUUUAAGACCAAUAUCUCCCAAGUCUCCUGUUGCAAGUGCUGCCUUUGAAAAUGUUGAAGGGUCGGAUGAUGAUGAUAAUGCUGAAGCAGAUACUACAUAUCUACAUACGAAUGGAAAUGUUGGGCCAGAUGGUAAAAACCCAUAUGAGACACUACAGGACCAUGUUAAUGCUAAUGGAGAGCAGAUCCCAGUUGCUGCUUCAAGUAUAAUCCGUUCUCAUAGUGUUUCUGGUGACCUGCAUGGUGUGCAGCCUGACCCAAUUGCAGCUGAUAUUCUCAGGAAAGAGCCAGAGCAAGAAACUUUUGCUCGACUUAAAAUUACUCCUAUUGAGGCGCCAUCAUCUGAUGAAGUGGAAGCCUAUGUAGUUCUUCAAGAUUGCCUUGAAAUGAGAAAAAGAUAUGUGUUUAAAGAAGCAGUUGCUCCAUGGGAGAAAGAAGUUAUAUCUGACCCCAGCACUCCAAAGCCUAACCCGGAGCCAUUUUUUUACAUCUCAGAAGGAAAGUCUGAUCAUUACUUUGAAAUGCAAGAUGGGGUUGUUCAUGUAUAUCCAAACAAAACCUCAAAAGAAGAGCUUUUUCCUGUUGCAGAUGCAACUACCUUUUUCACUGACCUCCAUUAUAUACUUCGAAUCAUCGCAGCGGGGAAUAUAAGAACUUUAUGCCAUUAUCGGCUUAAUCUUCUAGAACAAAAAUUCAAUCUUCAUUUGAUGCUAAAUGCGGAUAUGGAAUUUCUUGCUCAGAAGAGUGCUCCACAUCGAGACUUCUACAAUGUCAGGAAAGUUGAUACACAUGUGCACCACUCAGCAUGCAUGAACCAGAAACAUCUUUUAAGGUUUAUAAAGUCAAAGCUAAGGAAAGAGCCUGAUGAGGUUGUAAUAUUUCGAGAUGGAACGUAUUUGACCUUGAAAGAAGUUUUUGAGAGCCUGGAUUUGAGUGGAUAUGACCUCAAUGUUGACCUUUUGGACGUUCAUGCAGACAAGAGUACAUUUCAUCGCUUUGACAAAUUCAAUCUUAAGUACAAUCCUUGCGGUCAAAGUAGGCUCAGGGAGAUAUUCCUGAAGCAGGAUAAUCUCAUCCAAGGUCGUUUCCUUGCUGAACUAACAAAGCAAGUGUUUUCUGAUCUUUCUGCCAGUAAAUAUCAGAUGGCCGAGUAUAGAAUAUCAAUAUAUGGUAGGAAGCAAAGUGAGUGGGAUCAACUAGCUAGUUGGAUAGUGAAUAAUGAGUUGUACAGUGAGAAUGUUGUUUGGCUGAUUCAGCUUCCAAGGUUGUACAAUGUGUACAAAGAUAUGGGAAUUGUGACCUCAUUCCAGAACAUCCUUGACAAUAUCUUUAUUCCACUUUUUGAGGUUACUGUGGACCCUGAUUCACAUCCUCAGCUACAUGUUUUCUUGAAACAGGUUGUUGGGUUGGAUUUGGUAGAUGAUGAAAGCAAACCUGAAAGACGGCCAACAAAACACAUGCCUACUCCGACUCAAUGGACUAACGUAUUCAAUCCGGCAUUUUCAUACUAUGUCUAUUACUGUUAUGCAAAUCUUUACACCUUGAACAAGCUUCGCGAAUCAAAGGGAAUGACAACAAUCAAAUUCCGUCCACAUUCUGGAGAGGCCGGUGAUAUCGACCACCUUGCUGCAACCUUUCUUACGGCUCAUAACAUUGCACAUGGAAUCAAUUUGAGAAAAUCUCCUGUGCUUCAAUAUUUGUAUUAUCUAGCUCAGAUUGGGCUGGCAAUGUCUCCUCUUAGCAAUAACUCCCUAUUCUUAGAUUACCAUCGGAACCCUUUGCCAAUGUUCUUCUUAAGGGGUUUGAAUGUUUCACUUUCUACUGAUGAUCCUCUCCAAAUCCACUUAACAAAGGAACCAUUGGUCGAAGAAUAUAGCAUUGCUGCUGCUGUAUGGAAGUUGAGCUCAUGUGAUUUAUGUGAGAUUGCCCGUAAUUCAGUUUAUCAGUCGGGUUUCUCACAUGCCUUAAAGUCACAUUGGAUUGGAAAGGAAUAUUACCAGAGAGGGCCAAAUGGAAAUGACAUUCACAAAACAAAUGUUCCUCACAUCCGGUUGGAAUUCCGAGACACGAUUUGGAGAGAGGAGAUGCGAGAGGUUUAUUUGGGCAGAGCCAUCAUUCCUGAAGAAGUAGACUAAUAAUAUGCCAGUGGCAUCCGUACUUUAAAAUCGGAGGCUGUGAAACAGGUUAUAUCUUCUUGGUUUCUUUUCUUCCUGUAUUGAGUGUCUGCUCGUGGUUUUAGGAUUGGCAUUUGGCUAUUUCUCACUUCCACAAUAAGUGAUUGAACCUGGUUGAAAGUGAACUCUACACACCCACCAAGCAUCAAGCAUGGCAUCUGAGAACACAAUUUAAUGGUUAUGCUUGGUACACAUAAUACUAAGGCUGAAGACAUUACAAGUUUGGUUCGAGGAUAAGGACCUAAUACAUAGUAUAUAUCCCCCGUGAUCGAUGAGCUUGAGCAUGAUCAAGGCUUAUGACUGCAAAGAUUUGGGGUAGAUGUAAAAUGAGUUGGGUUAGCAAUAAUUGCGUGGGCGCUUGGCGGAAAUGAUACCUGUUGCAGUAAAAACUAUACAAUAAUAUAAUCCAUACCCUUCAAAGAGAGAAAAACUGGCUCUCAAAUUUUGAUUCCCAUUAUCUAUAGGUGCUCUUUCACUGGAAGAUGGAGAGCCUCAGUUUUGGCAUGCAUGUUUGACAAUGUAAUGGCAUAGAUAGAUGGAGUGUGAGAGUUAAGAUGAUAUUGAACAAUGCAUUUAAUGUAACAAUGUGCUUGAUUUCAUAUUUAUCUUGUAAAAUCAUAUUUUAUGGAUCUUCUGUAAUAGAGCCUUAUUGGAUUUCAUGAUUGGAAACCAAUGACAGAGUUGAGGCAACUUGCAACAGAUUUUUUGAAGUUUCCUGCUACAAAUGGCGACAACUUUAGCCUAUGAUGCUAGAUCUGGCACCUACAUAUCCUAAUGUAAUUUUAUGCAGCUGGGAAUGGAUCUUUUUAUCUCACUUGACCUUGUGUGAAAUGAUGUCAGUUGUUCAUAGACGAAUCAAUUAUUAGACAGAAGGCAUUAGCAUAGAGAACCAGAAAAGAAUAUCUGUUGAUUUAUGAAUGGGAAAUAGUAAUUGUUGAUUUGUUUGUAAACAGCUAGAAUCAUUUUACAUGAAUUCAUGACAUGAAAUGACUCAUUCUUGUGUUGUUAAGUAUAUUAAAAUAAGAAAAGGAUUUAGCUGGCGUAGU
Gastrolobium bilobum is the source of this 4042-nucleotide messenger RNA. RefSeq names its product AMP deaminase-like. NCBI's taxonomy places the organism in Eukaryota, Viridiplantae, Streptophyta, Magnoliopsida, Fabales, Fabaceae. The record is from RefSeq and is a predicted model, not a curated record. The transcript is spliced from 19 exons. Gene Ontology annotation, molecular function: AMP deaminase activity. The coding region runs from base 420 to 2957 and encodes 845 amino acids. Gene Ontology annotation, biological process: AMP metabolic process; IMP salvage. Gene Ontology annotation, cellular component: cytosol.